AUGGCUAUUUCAGUUAUCAGUGAAUCACCAAACGUCGGAAAAAACUUACAAGACCAUGCCACUGUUCCACUCAUCAUAACUGAAGAUAAAAGCAAGGUCACUUUUUUACAAGAUGUUCAAACGUUUACCAAAAUAAAUGAGAUGCCCGCACCGUGUCUUAUAGGAUUCGCUGCGGUCAAUAAAACGCAAACUAUACCAGACUACCAAAUACUUUAUUACAGAUUUCCCGUUGGUACCAUAAUUCCUGUUUGGAUUUGUAGCUUUGUAUAUGGUUUGGCUGACAGCAUUUGCAUAUCUAUCGCGAAAGCAGCACAGAGCAAAGGUGUUAUUUUAGCUCUUGUAGUUCUUUUGUAUCCAAAAUCAACUGGUAAAGUUAUUCUUAAAAGCAAAAGCCCUGGCGAACCCCCCUUAAUUUACACAGGCUAUUAUUCUCAAGACGUAGAUUUAGAGAAGCAUGCAAAAUACAUCGAAGACUUUUUGACUUUGCUCGAUACAAAACACAUGAGAAAAACUCACGCGCAACCUCUGAACCUAAAUGUAAGGCAAUGCAAGCAUCACAAGUUUAAUACUAGAAAAUAUUGGAAGUGUCUUGCUUUGAAUGUAGUUACGACUCUCUGGCAUUCUGUCGGUACUUGCGCUAUGGGUCCUGAAGGAGUAGGUGUAAUUGACUACAAACUGAGAGUACAUGGUGUGAAGAAACUGAGAGUCAUUGAUGCCAGUUCGAUGCCGAAGAUAGUCGGUGGGAAUACAAAUGCUCCUACUAUCAUGAUUGCUGAUAAAGGAGCUGAUAUCAUUAAAACUGAUCACGGUUUUAUUGGACACCCUGACAACUAA
This is a messenger RNA of Bombyx mori (domestic silkworm), 834 nucleotides long. Its product is annotated as ecdysone oxidase-like. The coding region runs from base 1 to 834 and encodes 277 amino acids. Gene Ontology annotation, molecular function: flavin adenine dinucleotide binding; oxidoreductase activity, acting on CH-OH group of donors. The transcript has a single exon. Lineage: Eukaryota; Metazoa; Arthropoda; Insecta; Lepidoptera; Bombycidae. The record is from RefSeq and is a predicted model, not a curated record.